GGGUAUGUCAUGAAAUGUGCGGUCAAGGCAGGAAUCAGGGAGUCGAUUUGGUCGUUUCAACGGAUGACCGUAAUGGAGGAAAUGGACCACGACAUAAUCAUCGGGAGACUAUGGUGCGCCAACGUAGAAAUGAUAGGCAUGCACCUGCACGAUGGCACGUACAUGGUAGACAUAGAGGACCCAGUGACCAGCCGCGGGAGCUUCUCCGACUCCUUGGGACGGGAGGAGACCCUCUGAAGGGGAAGUUAGCAACGUGGUCGCCAUCGUUCGAAGAUAGCGCACGGAAAGGGGCUUUUGCGCGAAUGAAGGGUAUGAGAGAAAGGGUAGAAAUUAUGAUUGAGGAGGCAUUCAGUAAGAAAGAAUGGAUCAAGAUGGGCCUGCCCCAGAAGAAGAGAAGACAGGAGGACGAAGUCUUAGGUGUUAUGGUGGCAGAAAGGGAAUCAGAAGUCGAACUCGGAGCCAGCCUGCCAAGACGGAAAGAAGUGCGGAAGGAGGUACCGGAAAUCGCACUCGAGAUCCCCGACGUAUUGCAACUCAUCAAAGCUAUCAGGUAUCACAAAGUAGGGGUGAAUCCGACGGCGUUGGCCAAGUUUGAAGGGGAAACUGCUAAAGAAAGAGGCAAUCUGGCAAUGGGACAAAGACUGUAUGUCUGCGCUCAAGAAGUUAAAGCGCGCGUUAUCGAAUAUCCCGUCCUCAAAGUAGCAGAUCCGUCCUUGCGAUUUCUCGUUACCACGGACGCAAGUGAGUAUGGGAUAGGCGCCGUGUUGCAGCAAGACGACGACAAUGGCUAUAGACCCGUAGAGUUCAUGUCAGCGAGGAUGCCCUGUGAGAAGGUYGCUACCUCCACGUACGAGAGAGAACUCUACGCUCUCAGGCAGGCUUUAGACCAUUGGAAGCACUAUCUGCUUGGGAGGCACUUCAAAGUGUAUUUUGACCACGAGACACUUCGUUGGUUAAAGACACAGGCCAAGAUGACACCUAAGUCGACUAGGUGGGCCGCAGAGAUAGACCAAUUCGACUUUGAGAUCAAGCCAGUAAAGGGCAAAUACAACGUAGUUGCGGAUGCUCUGAGUAGGAGAUCAGACUACUUUGGAGCCGUAGUACACUAUUUGGAUAUAGGGAGAGACCUGCAGGAGAAAGUGAGGCAAGCAUAUGCGCAGGACCCUAUCUAUAGCGACCUCUUAAAGAGAGUUAGAGAGGCCCCAGAGACUGAACCAGAUUACCGCACUACAGACGGGUUGCUAUUUGAGAAGACUAAUGUGUUUGACCGCCUGUGCGUUCCCAACAGCGAAGUGAUCCACAAUUUGAUUUUAGGGGAAUGCCACGAUACUGAAGGGCAUUUCGGUUGGCAAAAGACAUUAGCCAACCUGAUGCGUGCGAAUACCUGGCCAGGGAUGAAGAAUGACUGCAUAGGGUAUGUCCGCAGUUGUAAAGUGUGCCAGAGGAAUAAGUCUACUACACGCGCGCCCCUAGGUCUUCUCAGACCCUUGCCUAUUCUGGAUCAGCCGGGAGACUCCGUGUCCAUAGACUUCAUGGACACCCAAGUCAAGAGUAGACAUGAUGACGCAGCAGCAACAGCGAAUAAGAAGGCAGAGGACGCCGAGCAGGCACUGCUGGCAAUUGAACAACAGCGCCGGCAUGACGAGGCAGCAGCAAGGGCUGCCGAUGAAGAAAGAAACCAACGUCGUGAGAAGAUAUUUAGCGGAGAGCAGACUUUGCUUACAAUGGUAGCGAAAUGGCGGACCGAGGCUGAGAAUGGCAAGUUGGAGGAUUGCAAAAACAAGAUCGCUCUCCUCCUCUCGCAUCUCACAGACCUGCUGGCAACCUGCAUUACACAGCAGGAGGAUAUCCACAGCCUCGACGACUCGCUAGCUCAAGUCCAAGGCCGCCUCCAGCAGCUGGAGCAACAACCUGUCGCCGCCCCCGAUGCAAGUUCUUCCAACACCUCCGAUCGCCUCGAAGCAUUGGAGAUGGACGUCGGCUCCCUCAAGGACAGCGUGCAGUUACAACAGACCGCAACACAGCAGUUGGAACAGCGGAUCUGUACCGCAGCCAACACCUUGAGUCCGGAGCCGCGCGAGACAACUCCAAAGUUUGACGGGCAAGAGAUCUUCUGUGACUCGAUGAAGACAGAUUCAAUCCCAUGGUUCCUGCAGUACGGAGUGGUAGCUGCCGACUUGCACACCAAGUUCAGCUGGGAUGAUCUGAAGGCGGCAUGGCACAAGCGGUUCCAAGUCGAGCCGCCGGAGAUCAAGGCUAUGGACAAGCUCAUGGUCUUCGAACAAGGCACGCUGCCGAGUACCGACUUGAUCGCCAAGUACCAACGCUUGACGUCAGUCCCAGACAUCCAGAUGGGCUUCAAAGCCAUCCGCCACUAUUUCAUCUCAAGGUCAUGUCCGACAUUAAGCAAUGCCCAGACUCAUGUCGAGGACACCUUGACGACAACAGCGGAACUCUUUGACAAGGCCGCGCAGAUCAUCAUUACGAACAAGGAGGCUAAGAACCUGCGUUUGUCUGCGGCAGGCCCGAGCAGAGACCAGCAUUGGCCAAGCGUGGCCGUGGUCGCGGCGGCAACGCCGUUUGACCAAACCAGCGAGGUUGUGUCUGCCAAUGAAGGGGACAGACUCGCAGCCACCCGGGAAGGUGGCCGCCCCAGCAGAGGCCAAGGACGCGGCAAGACGAAGACACACACCGCAUCUAGCCCCGGGCCCGGCGCAGCAGCUCCAGCCCCAUGGCAAAGGCAAACAGGGAAAUUGAGCACCGCCGAGAGUGACUCGACAACACUCUUGACGCCUCCGGAACCGAUUUCUUCGCGAGUAACCGGCCUUCAUUCCAAGGCGCACGCGAAAGUCGAUAGUCCUCCUCUUACUUAUUAUUUUGACUAUGCUGCCCGGCUCGUUCCUACGCUGGGUACUCAAGCUCAAGGACAAGACGUGUGUGUGGUUUCUUCUCCGUCCGGCAGCGGCGUCAUAUCGUCUUCAAGUGGUUCUUCACGAGAAUCGACGCGCGAGUUCAACAUAGAGGUAUUGGACCCGCUCACGUCAGAGGACUUUGCAUGGCUUCCUCUCCUGACCACGGGCCGCUUGCCGGGACCACAAUGCGCAGCACUAUGCGCUCAUCUCCACACUUACUUAUCCUUCUAUGCAGCACCAACUUCGCCGACGGAUGACGAAAUCGUCGUGGGGGACAUCCUUGCAUAUACUACCAAGGUGGCCCGCGAGUUUCGCACGCAGCGGUACGAUGAUAACAACGCACCACUCAUGUAUGUCCACAUCCAGGUUGGGCAAGCGUCCUGCAGCGCUUUGCUGGAUGGCGGCUCGUCUCGCAAUUUCAUGAGCCAAUCCUUUAUGCAAAGGGCUGGCCUUGGCACACAAGUUCGGAGGAAGGCAAACCCGACGGCGAUCAAGUUGGUGGAUGGGAAAAGGCAGCAACUUCUCGACCGAUACAUCGAGGCCGUACCGGUUUAUUUCGCACCUCAUGCAUGCAAACCGGUGAUGUUCGAUAUUCUCGACACGGACUUCGACAUCAUUCUGGGAAUGCCUUGGCUUGCAAGUGCRGAUCACACGGUCAACUUCCACCGGCGGACUCGUAGCGUUCGUGACGCCUUCGGCGCCGAAGUGGCGUGUACUAUUCCUCUACCACACCCUUCGAUUCGGUGCCAAGUGGUGACGACCAAAUCAUUCCGGGCGACUUGCGCUUACGAGCAGCCCGAGGAGAUCCGCCUAUGUUUCCUACGGACCGUCGCGGUAGCCAACUUUUCACCCACAGACUUGUCUUCGGACCCCCGGGUGGUGCAGUUGCUGGACGAGUUCGCCGACAUCUUUGAGUCACCUACCGGUGUGGUGCCGGAUCGGCCGGUCUCUCACGAGAUCAUUCUUGAGGCCGGUGCCGUGCCGCCGAAAGGCUGCAUCUAUCGGAUGAGCGAGGAGGAGCUUGAGGUCCUUCGUGCACAACUCGACGAUUUGUUGGCCAAGGGCUGGAUCCGACUUAGUAGCUCCCCAUAUGAAGCACCAGUUCUUUUCGUCCGAAAGAAGAACAAGGAUCUACGAUUGUGUAUCGACUACCGCAAGCUCAAAGCGCAAACCGUCAAGAAUGCGGGGCCUCUUCCUCGCAUCGACGAUCUUCUUGAGCGAUUGGGCGGCUCAAGUCCGCUAUCGGACAAGAUUCAAACCAUCCAAGAGUGGCCGGAACCUCGGAACGUCGCGGAUGUCCGUUCGUUCCUUGGUCUUGCCGGAUACUACCAGCGUUUCAUCAAAGGCUACUCGAAGAUCGCGGCCCACUUGACCAAGCUUCAAUGCGAGGAUCGGCCGUUUGACUUCGGAGAGGAGGCGCGAGAAUCAUUUUUGGCUCUCAAAGCGGCGCUAUUAUCUGCGGAGGUCUUGCGGAUUUACGACCCGCUUUUGCCUAGACGCGUCACUACGGAUGCGUCAGGCUAUGGCAUUGGUGCAGUCCUCGAGCAACAUGAUGGUGUGGACUGGUACCCGGUCGAGUAUUUCAGCAAGAAAGUGCCUGUCGUGCAUUCCAUUGACGAUGCACACAAGAAGGAGCUCCACGCCUUCGUCCACGCGCUCAAGCGGUGGCGGCACUUCCUCCUUGGUCGAAGCCAAUUUCGAUGGGUAACGGACAACAAUCCGUUGGUCUUCUAUAAGACCCAAGACACCGUCAACAGCACCAUCACUCGAUGGAUGGCUUUCAUCGACCAGUUCAACUUCUUUCCCGAUCACAUUCCGGGGAAGUCGAACCGUUUUGCGGAUGCUCUUUCACGGCGUCCGGAUCAUUGUACCGCGGUCUACUCGACUUUCGAGAUUGACGAUGACCUGCGAAACAACUUCAUCCGCUGCUACCAAGCCGACCCCGAGUUUCGCGACAAGUACGCGAAUUGCUCCUCUCCUAAUCCGGCUCCUUCUCACUACCGGAUCCAAGAGGGGUACUUGCUUGUCCACACGCGGGGGAAGGACCUUCUUUGCAUACUGAGUGAUCCUCACUUGCGUACACGGCUUCUUGGCGAGUUCCACGAUGCUCCCGCCACCGAACAUUUUGGAGUCAAUCGCAUGAUUUGCCGACUUCGCAGGCGAUUUUGGUGGUCCGGCCUUCUCGGCGACGUCACACGCUAUUGCGAUUCGUGCGAGGUUUGUCGACGCUGCAAAUCCCGCAACCAUCGUCCGUACUGCAAGUUACGACCAUUACCGGUCUCGUUGAGGCGAAGGGAAGCGAUUGCCAUGGACAUUACCGGCCCGUUCCCCAAGCACAAGAUCGGAGUGGAUGGGAUUCUCACGGUGGUCGACCGACUCACCAAGUUUGCCAUGUUUUUGCCUUGCAGCUGUCAUGCCAAGGCACCGCAGUUGGCCGAGGUUAUUUACACCGUUUGGAUUCGAACCCAGGGUUACCCCAAGGAGAUCGUCUGUGACCGCGACACUCCAUUCAUGUCCGAUUUUUGGUUGGCGCUCAUCAAGCAAUGGGGCUCAUCUCUCAAACCCAGUUCAGCUCGCCACCCUCAGACCGAUGGCCAAACGGAGAGGGCGCACCAAACCGCACAGGUUCUCCUUCGCACUCUCAUCCAUCCUGACCAGAAGGACUGUGUUGAGCGGCUGCCGGAUGUCGAGUUGGCCUACAACUCUUCCAUCCACCCGGUUAUCGGGAUAUCGCCUUUCGAGUUCGAGCACGGCUCGCCGGUCACUUCACCAUUGGACAUUAUCACUCCACGAAUGGCCGAGAGUGACGACCAUCUUCUUUUCUUUCGUCGGGGGCAAGAGCUUCUUGUCAAGGCCCGCGACCAGAUGGAUAAGACGCAGCAGCGCAUGAGCCAGCAGGCCAAUCGCCAGCGUCUUCCUUGUCCAUUCUGCGUCGGCGACCUCGUCUUGUUGACCACGUUCUUGAGAUGUCUUCCCACAGACAUCAAGAACUUGUUAGCCAUUGAGGCUCGCAAAGAGUAUCACACGUUUGAGACAUUCAGCAAGAAGGCCCUAGACUUAGAGGCUACACUGGGUGGUGCUCAAACCUCUUCUACGGAUGGAAGAAAGAAGAAGACUCCACAAGAAUGGAAGAAGGGUAGUCGAUUGAUGAUGGUUGAUUCCGAUGGGAAUCAAACCGAGAUCGAUGAUGUUUCUGAGCUUGUGGAGGGUUCAGAGUUAGACGGCGAGGAGAGUGUUGAGGGUAGCAACCUCGCCGCACUAGUUAAGACUAAGGCAGCGGGUCGCGACAAGGGCGUGCUGGCUCAGCAGGAAGGGAAAAAGUUGAGACCGGUUGAGUACAUGAGCAAAACGAUGCCAUCAAAGAAGUUGGCAAAGUCCACCUACGAGAGGGAACUCUACGCUCUUUACAAGGCACUUGUCCACUGGAGGCACUAUCUGUUAGGGAGGUUCUUUUACUUGAGAACCGACCAUCAGACCCUCAAGUGGAUCAAGACUCAACCAGUUCUCUCCGAUGCACUCAAACGCUGGAUUGAAGUCAUAGAUCAAUAUGACUUCAAACUAGACUAUGUGAAGGGAGAGUACAACAAGGUUGCAGAUGCGUUGUCUAGGAGGGCAGACUACCUAGGUGCGUUGAUUUCUGAGUUUGGUUUGGUUGAGGAUGUGACUCAAUCGUUGGGGGGAGCCUACAAGGAAGACCCCAUCAUGAUGGACAUCAUUAACAAACUUCAGGCCAAAGAUAAGGCCACCACUAACGAGUUUGUGAUGGUGGAUGGGUUACUCUUUCUUGAGAAGGCAGGGUUCAAAAGGUUAGUUGUUCCAUCUAGGGAAAUUUUGCGUAGUUUAUUUUUAGGAGAGUGUCACGACGCAACGGGACAUUUUGGCUACAAGAAGACUAAUGCUAAUUUAGUACAACGAUUCAGGUCGCCUAACAUGCUUGACGAUGUGAAGAAGUACGUGGAGACCUGUCAGGUCUGUCAGCGGGACAAGCCGCGAACUCAAGCUCCGCUUGGGUUACUCAAGCCUCUACCCAUUCCUGCUGGCCCAGGGCAGAGUAUCUCCAUGGACUUCAUGGAUACCCUUGUGACCAGCAAGAAUGGCAAGAGGCACAUCUUCGUCAUAGUGGAUAGGUUCACUAAGUAUGCUAGACUAAUCGCCAUGCCAGAGACAGCCAGGACUGAGCACUUCAUCAAGUUGUUCAUGGACAACUGAGUGCGUGACUUUGGACUUCCAAAGACGAUUGUUAGUGACAGUGAUGUGAGAUUCACAAGCGAGAUGU
Chara braunii is the source of this 7188-nucleotide messenger RNA. The record is from the annotation of a GenBank genome assembly. Lineage: Eukaryota; Viridiplantae; Streptophyta; Charophyceae; Charales; Characeae.